This is a messenger RNA of Magnolia sinica, 951 nucleotides long. RefSeq names its product thioredoxin-like protein CITRX, chloroplastic. The transcript is spliced from 4 exons. NCBI's taxonomy places the organism in Eukaryota, Viridiplantae, Streptophyta, Magnoliopsida, Magnoliales, Magnoliaceae. Gene Ontology annotation, cellular component: thylakoid. Gene Ontology annotation, biological process: plastid organization; cell redox homeostasis. The record is from RefSeq and is a predicted model, not a curated record. Gene Ontology annotation, molecular function: protein-disulfide reductase activity. Bases 218 to 715 code for a protein of 165 amino acids.
CACCUCCGAUGCUCUAGAGCAUCAAAGAAUUUUAUUUGGGUUUUGAAAGAGGGGAAAAGAAAAGAAUAUCACAAUGGAAGGAUGCAUACAAGUGCGUCGCACGUGUAGUUCUUACUCGUAUGAAUAUCCACUUGAAAAGAGCGGCAGAGUAAUGGAGCAGCUCUCCCCUUACCUCUGUCUCUAGCUAUCUGUCUGCUUGCUUUCUGGGAGAAGACGGAUGACGAUGGCUACUGUAAUUCAAUCUCCACCGUCCUUCAACCGUGGCUUCUGUUGCCCCUCAUCUUUCAGACCCAACAGUCCCUUCACCACCAAUAAUGGUAGAGCAACUGCUCCUUUAACCAGAAGAAGAAGGUUAUCAAUCUCUGCCAAGUAUGUCAGGGAGGACUAUCUCAUUAAGAAGGUGAGUUCUAAAGAGGUGCAAGACCUUGUGAAGGGGGAAAGGAGCAUUCCGCUCGUUGUUGAUUUCUACGCGACAUGGUGUGGGCCCUGUAUACUCAUGGCCCAGGUGCUCGAAACGCUUGCUGUGGAAUAUGAGAGCAAUGCGUUGUUUGUGAAGGUGGACACGGACGAUGAGUACGAGUUUUCCCGUGAUAUGCAGGUUCGUGGGUUGCCGACGUUGCUUUUCAUAAGUCCGGAUCCAAGUAAGGAUGCGAUUCGAACUGAAGGACUUAUACCGAUAGAGAUGAUAAGGAAUAUCAUCGACAAUGAAAUUUGAGGAAUCCAUCUCUACAUUGCUUCAAUGAUGGUGAUGUCAUUGACAUCAAUUUGGUGAAUUUGAAGAUUCAUCUGACCAGGGAUGAUUGUCCAUCAUUGAGCGCAUCUCAGCAAUUGAUAUCUGUCAACUAGCCCUGCAGCGUUUAGUAGCCUAAGUCAAUUGAGUUUGUUCAAAAGGGAACGCAAAAGUUUAUUUUGUGAUGUUUAAGUGCUGAUUGUAUCAAAUUUUUGUCUCUC